Sodiomyces alkalinus F11 is the source of this 1344-nucleotide messenger RNA. Its product is annotated as MFS general substrate transporter. NCBI's taxonomy places the organism in Eukaryota, Fungi, Ascomycota, Sordariomycetes, Glomerellales, Plectosphaerellaceae. The transcript is spliced from 4 exons. Gene Ontology annotation, molecular function: transmembrane transporter activity. Gene Ontology annotation, biological process: transmembrane transport. The coding region runs from base 1 to 1344 and encodes 447 amino acids. Gene Ontology annotation, cellular component: membrane. The record is from RefSeq and is a predicted model, not a curated record.
AUGCGGCUUCUGCCCAUGCUGACCCUCAUGUAUAUUAUGAAUUAUCUCGAUAGAAACGUCAUUGGCGCCGCGAGACUGGGGGGUUUAGAGAAGGAUCUCAACUUAGGCCCCCACGAGUUCCAGAUCUGCGUCUCUGUUCUAUUUGUCGGUUAUAUUGUGAUGCAGGUACCCUCGAAUAUGCUCCUGAACAAGACAGGAAGGCCCGCCGCCCACCUUGCUCUCUGCAUGGCCCUCUGGGGUACCAUGUGCGCCUGUGCGGGAGCUACACAGAACUUCGCCGGCCUUCUCGUCGCCCGCUUCCUCGUUGGUUUCGUCGAGGCUGCCUUCUAUCCCGGCGCCCUCGUGACCUUGAGCGCAUGGUACGUACGCAGCGAGCUUGGCGUCCGUACGGGGCUCUUCUAUAGCGGUUCCAUGCUUUCGGGGGCCUUCUUGGGUCUCCUCUCCGCCGGUAUCACGGACGGCAUGGACGGCGUCAUGGGCCUGCUGGCGUGGCGAUGGAUCUUCAUCAUCGAGGGGUCCAUUACCGUGACCAUCGGUUUGGUAGCCUAUUUCAUCUUGCCCGACUUUCCACCCAACACCAAGUGGCUCUCGGACCAGGAGCGGGCGCUCGCCAUGUGGCGCAUGCAAGCCGAUGCCGCCGGGGAGGAAGACUGGACGGGCUCUUCAAAACAACCACUGUUGGAGGGCCUCAAGAUGGCCAUGAGAGACCGCAAGAACUGGGUCCUCGUCGUCAUCGCCUUUGGUGCCGCCAGCUCCAUAUCCAUCACCAUCUUUUUCCCCACCGUCGUGGCUACCAUGGGCCGUGAUCGCAUCACUACCCUCCUUCUCACCUCCCCACCUUAUCUCCUCGCUUGUGUCACCUGCACCGCCGUCGCCUGGAACGCUGACCGUGUGGGUGAGCGCCACUGGCAUACUGUCGUCCCUCUGGCAGUUUCUCUCGCCGGUUUCAUCAUCUCGGCGGCCGCCGAUGGCAUUGGGCCCCGUUACUUUGGCGCCAUGAUCAUGCUCCCAGGGAUAUACACCGGCUUCAACAUGUCCAUGAUCUGGACCGCUAACACCAUCCAUCGUCCGGCCGCGAAGCGAGCUGCCGCUCUGGCCUUUAACAACGCUAUCGCCACCAUCUGCAGCAUUUACGGAUCCUUCCUGUACCCCGACGAUGCGGGACCAAGGUUCGUCUUAGCCUUCAGCGUUAAUGCCGCCACAACAUUGCUGGCCAUCGCUGCCAGCACUGUCCUUCACGUCCACCUGGGAAGGGAGAACCGGAAACUCGACGUGAAGCAACAGGAGGAAGAGGCGGCUGGCCAGACUCAUGUUGCCGGGCAAGGGUUUAGAUAUGUCGUUUAA